AUUCCCUCUCUCGGACUCGGGCUCCCGCCACACAUCGUCAAGAUGGUGUACUACUUCUCCUCAAACACUGUUACGCCCUCAGCCUUCAUCUACGUUGGCAAAGACAAAGUUGAAAAUGAGGAGCUUAUCAAGUUUGGCUGGGAUGAAGAUGUCUGGUUUCACGUCGAUAAUCUCUCUUCGGCACAUAUCUACGUUCGACUUCCUGAGGGCGAGAGCUGGGACAAGAUUAGCGAGCCAUUGUUGAUUGACUGUGCGCAGUUGACAAAGGCGAACAGUAUCGAAGGCAACAAGAAGGACAACAUCACAGUCAUCUACACACCAUGGUCGAACUUGAAGAAGGACGGGAGCAUGGCCGUUGGUCAGGUUGGGUUUAAGGACAACAAGAAGGUCAAGCGUAUACAUGUUGUAGCGCGCGAGAACCCUAUUGUGAACAGGCUCAACAAGACAAAGGUUGAGAAAUUUCCGGAUUUGCGGGAAGAGAAGGAAGCUCGGUUGCGCGAGCUGAGGAAGAGGGAUCAAGGUGCUCGUGACGCAAGACGAAAGGAGGAGGCCCGAAUCGCAAAGGAGCGCAAGGAGCUCGCAUGGCAGCGAGACCAUGCCUACGACGAUAUGAUGUCGGAGGAGAACAUUGCGAAUUCAAGCAACCAGGACCGGGACGAGGACUUCCUAGACGACUUCAUGUAGUGCGUUGCAGUCGCUUUCUUCCUCCAGCGACAUUUAUAGCAUGGGUAUGCGGCGGACAGGCGUUCAGCGACGGCUUCGGUGAAAGCUUAUUGCCCAGGGUCUCGCGAGGUCAUGAAUGGGAUACAGAUUCCCAUGUUUUCGUUCAACAUGCGAAUGUUGUGGUUGAAGGUAUCGUAGGCGGUCGUGCGGAUCUCGAGCUCUUCACGAGUGCUGCUCUCAUCAGUACUUGUCGAGUAAUCAUUGCAUCGACAACACACACCGAGCCCUGGUCUUCCCCCUC
Messenger RNA from Macroventuria anomochaeta, 964 nucleotides. Its product is annotated as DUF814-domain-containing protein. The record is from RefSeq and is a predicted model, not a curated record. The transcript has 5 exons. The coding region runs from base 43 to 684 and encodes 213 amino acids. Lineage: Eukaryota; Fungi; Ascomycota; Dothideomycetes; Pleosporales; Didymellaceae.